GACUCCGCAGGCUGCACCAUGAAUGUGAUCUACCCCCUGGCGGUGCCCAAGGGGCGCCGGCUCCGCUGUGAAGUGUGCGAAGCGCCAGCCGAGCGGGUGUGCACGGCCUGCACAGUCACUUAUUACUGUGGAGUGGUUCAUCAAAGAGCUGACUGGGAUAGCAUCCAUGAGAAGAUCUGCCAGCUCCUGAUCCCACUGCGCACGUCCAUGCCCUUCUACAACUCAGAGGAAGAGCGGCAGCACGGCCUGCAGCAGCUGCAGCAGCGGCAGAAGCAUUUGAUUGAAUUCUGCUACACCGUAGCCCAGAAAUAUCUCUUUGAAGGAAAACAUGAAGUUGCCGUCCCAGCAGCUUUGCAUUCUCUUCGCUUCCGUAUGAAUGUGUACGGCCUGAGUUCAGUGGAGCUUGUGCCUGCCUACCUGCUGCUGGCCGAGGCCAGCCUUGGUCUGGGCCAUAUUGUCCAGGCUGAGGAAUACCUAUCCCAAGCCCAGUGGACAGUCCUCAAAUCAACUGAAUGUUCUUAUGCCACCCACUCUUUACUGCACCGGAACCUGGGACUUCUCUUUAUGGCUAAGGAAAACUAUGAGGAAGCCCGUUAUCAUCUGGCCAAUGACAUUUACUUUGCCAGUUGUGCAUUCGGAACAGAGGACAUCAGGACCUCAGGAGGCUACUUCCACCUAGCUAAUAUCUUCUAUGGCCUUAAUAAGUUGGACCUGGCAGACACGCUGUACACUAAGGUCUCUGAGAUCUGGGAUAAAUAUCUGAACAAUCACUAUCAAGUCCUCUUACAGGCUCGCAUCCAGCAAAUAGAUUUACUGGGCAAACAAUUUGAGACUGACACUGGCUUGGAUGAAGCCCAGGAAGCGGAGGCCGUUCGGAUCCUGACUUCAAUCUUAAACAUUCGAGAAUCUACAUCUGACAAAGCUCCCCAGAAAACUGUCUUUGUUCUGAAAAUCCUGGUCAUGCUUUACUACCUGAUGAUGAAUUCUUCAAAGGCACAAGAAUAUGCCACGAGAGCCUUCAGUCUAGCUCAAGAACAUCAGCUCAGUGUCCAUGAACAAGACACCAUUCAAGAAUUACUAACUCUCAUCUCAGCUGAAGAAGCUUCCCCCGUUACUCAGUGACCCGUGGGUUCGGCGUCAGGGCCUCUUCAAGGGACUGCUGAACAUGUAAUGUGUUCCAGCCUUCAGCAACUGCUCUGAGGUUAUGGAUGAACUGCUGAAGUCCCACCUCUUCCCCUGUGAUUUCACACCCCGUGCACUUUUAUUCUUGCACGGCAUAUGUGAGGGAGUAUAGAGCUUUGGGCACAGAAAUCAGUAAAACUCGUUUAUCGUGACCCUUGCCCUUGGUUUAUCAUGACUUUGUAUGAAUUUGAGGUAAUAUACUGUCAGCUCACUAAUAUGGUAUUUGUAAUUAAACUGAAAAUAGUUUAUC
This is a messenger RNA of Molossus molossus (Pallas's mastiff bat), 1432 nucleotides long. It is a transcript of the gene ZMYND12, whose product is annotated as zinc finger MYND-type containing 12. Gene Ontology annotation, molecular function: protein binding. The coding region runs from base 19 to 1122 and encodes 367 amino acids. The record is from RefSeq and is a predicted model, not a curated record. Lineage: Eukaryota; Metazoa; Chordata; Mammalia; Chiroptera; Molossidae. The transcript has 8 exons.